GGUACAACUCACGUUGUUGCGAAUGAAUACUGUAGCGGACUAGUCGGACACCUACGAACGGGGUUGUAGCCGUCUGCGCUGACCGCUUCGCCAGACAAAUACAACGGAUGGUAGCCAGUUUCAGUUGUGCUCGAUAGCCUAUCGAAUCUGUUAACCACAACUACUACAAUGAGAUACUUACCUUCGUUUCUUAUUUUGCUACACGUAAAUUGUACCACAGCUUGUUCAGGACCGUCGUAGCUCGAAAACAUGGGCGAUGUAGUCCUUAGAAUUUCUGCGCUUGUCAACUUCGUCUUAAGAUCAUCUCAACAUAGGAUUCAGCUGCCAUGGAACCAAAGCACAAGUAAAAAGUAAACGUCCAAUAGAUGAAGGAUUCCAAUAUCCUGUUGUGUUUGUUGUUGGAAGUAACAUACAUUCAAGUACAACUAAGUUUGUGUUUGUGAGUCGCAAGCAUUUAUCAACUUGAGUUCGUAUAGUCAUUCGGCAGUACAUACUCGCCUGCUGCUAGGCAAAAGAGUAACUUUGAUGCCGCUAUCAUUGUAUUGCUACUGAAAGCGUUAGUAAUAUUAGUAGUAGAACUAUCUGAGCGGCUGUGCAACUACGGUCGUAGGAUCCUCGGAAUUAUACAGCCGUCAGGUCACUCGCAGGCCGAUUGAAUCGGAUGGAUUACCUUUGCCCUAUCGUCGUUGCCUGUCAAGUCUGUUCAAUUCUACCAUACUCUCUAGUGGUUCAAUCUGUAUCUUGCGUUGUGCGGCCGACUAUGAUAUAAGCUCUCGUUUCAUAUAGCCGUGUACUAUAGUCAUGCAACAGCCGAUCGAGAGUAGUUGGUCAUACACAAUCGUAAUGCCGUGCCCAUCGUAGCUGAGUUGCUACCACCCUGCCACUAUUACAACUGCAGUAGCUGCCAUAGUGGUCAAGCGGCGGAGGUAACAAUGGAAGUCGUAUGGCGGUCGUUUUCGUAGUACGAGCGUGAGCUAUCCGUGUCCCCACUGUCGUCGUCAUUCGGUUCCCCCGAACAACUAAAAGGCCAUCUGCGGUUUACGCUGAUUGCUGCGAUUCGUGUGCUGUGUGCCCCUAGAAGACAACAACAGCAGCAGCAGCAGCGGGAAUGCUAGUCUCUCCUCAAGGCAAGUCGAGACAAUCACCGAACGCCGCUUCUGUUACCGCUGCUGUUUCUGUCACUAGCGUAGUGGUCAGCUGCGGGUUAGCAACAACUGCCGCUUCUGGAAAGUGGAGUCCGCAGUAGUGGCAGUGAGGAGCUAGUGGCAACGAAGUGCGUCCAUCAUCAACCGCCAUGCGACGCUUUCGUAGCAGCGGCGUCGAAGUAAGUGUGUGACAGUAUCUAACAGGUAGAUGUGUAGUGGUUCGGCAGACGGACAACAACAGCAACAGUAGGAGCACAUUAGGCUACAUUUACCGCAUUUGUCCGUCGCUGGCCACUUGGUCGAUUUGUCCGUUCAGUCGAAGUGACAGUUUGCGUCGUUGCAGCCAGAGCAACAGGUGGCGCUGUUGUUGUUGUUGUUGUUGUUCGUUUAAACAUCGAUGUCGCUGUCGUCGUCGUCGUCGUCGUCGUCAUCAUUCAAUAGCAUCAGCGAGACCACAGUUGAUUUUCAUUACAAUCAUCAUCAUUGUCAUCGUCAGCACGAAAGGCAGCCGUGAGUUUUUUUUUGCCAGAGGAGGUCUUUCAUUGUAACUGCAAAACACCAGACCUCAUCCAGCUGCCAGAAGCAAAUCUAGAAGAGGUUUGUGUGUUUCUAAUCAUAAUGUGUAUACGCCCAUCCUGCAGUGAUGAUGAUAUGCGGUGAAAGAUGAAGACAUGAAAAGCUCGAGAAUGACAACCUAGAAAAAAUAUAGACCACUCGCCAACUGUCAACAGUCUCUUCAGCAAGAGUCACGCAGUAUUGCUGGCAUGCAAACAGUGCUCAUAUAGAUUUAUGAAAAGGAGAGGGCUAGCUGAUUUGUGGUAUACAUGUAAUUUCGUGUCGUGGAGGAAUACUACAUGCUAAACGCUUGGGAACCCCUCGGGAAUUUUGGGGAGUUCUGUGAAACAUUUGAAAAUUUGAAAAAAUUAAAAAUUCUCCUGGGACUUAAGGCAACAUUAGGUGCAUUGGUAUGCGCCACAGAGCGCAAGCGUGUUAACUUUUCACGUACCAGAUAACAUAGUGAAUAUAGGUGACGCAUUGAUUGACUUUUGUUGGCAGGCCCUACGGGGGCUGCCUUUAAAAACCCGCGCGAUGGGAAAAUCGGGCAUGAGACCCGCCCCGGGCCUCUUCACACACAUCCCAUGUACAUCAAUGGGGCGGUGGCACACGAUAUCAACGAUCGUACUGUCAACAAUAGUCAUCACAAUCAUACCAAAGUCCAACGCAUAUGUGCGGCCAGGCAGCCUGGACAGUGCGGGUUUUCCCUCGACGGGACAAUUUGGAAAAAAGGAAAUUUUUUUUCUCAAUUUAGAAGACGGAUAUUUCGGAUGUCAGGUGAACGCCUCGACCGAAGUUCUACAAUUAUUUGAUUUGAGUAAACUUUGUGACGGUGAAUCACAAUGCUUCCAGGGCUCCGACGAAAACUCCAUCAAGCUCAAAUGCCAAGACCGCAAUCACUGCCACCCGAAGAUGGCGCGUUGCCGGAACGGCGCUUGUCUCGAUGGACUCUGCUACUGCAACGACGGAUACGGUGGCAAAGGAUGCGAGAUGCCUGAUGAGAACGAAUGUAAAUACAGGCCUUGUGACGUUUUCGCUCAUUGUACCAACACAAUGGGAAGCUUCUACUGCUCCUGUUUUCCCGGAUAUGAAGGCGACGGGUUCGAGUGUAAAGACGUCAAUGAAUGCGACAUUCCCGAAUUACGUGCUAUAUGCGUCGAGAACUCCGAAUGUUGUAACUUGCCCGGUCACUACGUUUGCAAAUGUCUUGACGGCUUUACCGGAAACGCCACUGAGAAGUGUCACGACCUCGACGAAUGUCAUGAUCCUGGGGCGUGUGGACAUCAGGCAUCGUGUCGUAACGCGGCUGGUAGCUAUUUGUGUGAAUGCCCGCCUGGUUUAACGGGCGACCCAUACACGGCAUGCAAUGACCUGGACGAGUGCGAGGGCGCUCCUCUUUGUGGACCCAAUGCUAUCUGCCACAACUCCAUUGGUAGCUUUUCCUGCUCCUGCUUACCAGGGUAUAGAUUUGCCGAUCCAAACCAGCCUCAUAAAGGCUGUAUAGAUGUGGAUGAGUGCGCGUCAUCGGGAAGUUCCCAGGGCUCUAUCUGUGGGGUUCAUGCUAUUUGUCAUAACACGCCCGGCAGCUUUUACUGCCAAUGUGAAGUAGGCUACACCGGUAAUCCUCGACUGGGUUGUCAGGACAUCAACGAGUGCCAACACCAAAUAGAUAAUACCUGCGGUCAGAAUACACAAUGUAGUAACGUACCCGGCAGCUAUCGUUGUGAGUGCAAACCUGGCUGUGAAGGGGAUCCCUAUUCACCCAAAGGAUGCCAAGACGUUAACGAAUGCACGACGAACCCUUCAGUUUGUGGACCGAACUCGCGCUGCGUAAAUGACUUCGGUUCAUACCACUGCGUCUGCGCUGAGGGCUUUGAGGGUGAUCCAGCGGUCGGAUGUACAGAUAUCGACGAAUGUUUACAAAGCACAUGCGCAUAUGGCUCGCUAUGCUACAAUUUACCAGGUUCAUUUAGAUGUGAGUGUCCGCGCGGAUACACGGGCGAUGCGCUCCAAUCCUGUGAGAGGGAUGUGGUUGAAGUGGCUUGCCAGGGUGAUCACAAAUGUACAGAGCACGCGCAUUGCGUAGAUGGCAUAUGUCAAUGUAGGAAUGGUUAUCAGGUUGCGUCAAAUGGGAGAGACUGUGUCGAUAGAAACGAAUGCCUCAGCCGCGGUACGUGUGGACGUCACGCGGUUUGCGUCAACACCGAAGGCGCUUACCUCUGUCAGUGCAAAGCCGGCUACGAAAAGGUGUCACCCGACCCACGGGCGAAAUGUCGUGACAUGGACGAGUGCGCACAAUCAUCAUUCCCUUGCGGUUUAAACUCGAAGUGCAUCAACACAGAUGGCGGAUUUCGCUGCGUCUGUCCCGAUAACCUCAUCGGCAAUCCGAAGGAAGCGUGCAUUUCCCCUUGCGACGCCGUUCAAUGUGGUACGCAUGCGACAUGUCAGGCGAACGGGAGGGAAGCGGCUUGUAUAUGCGACAUUGGUUUUACAUUCAAUCCGUCGGAUAUUGACGCGGGCUGUGUGGAUGUAAAUGAGUGCGGAAUAGAACAUGGUCCGUCGGGUUUGUGCGGCGUAGGCGCGUUCUGUACGAACGUCCCUGGGAGCUUCCAUUGCGCGUGCCCACCUGGAUUUACGGGCAACCCAUUUAUCCAAUGCGAAGACAUCGAUGAGUGCUUAUUGGGCGGCCCGUACGGCGCAUGCGCUUCCGGCGCUCUGUGUACAAAUCGAGUAGGAUCCUUUUCCUGUCAUUGUCCAGCAGGCUUUACCGGAAAUGGCCACAUUAAGUGUUCUGACAUCAAUGAAUGCUCGACAGCUUUUGGUCCAAACGGAAAAUGCGGACGAAACGCUUUAUGUACUAAUAUUCCUGGAAACUUCUCAUGCCAGUGCCCGCCCGGUCACACGGGAAAUGCAUACGACGGAACCGGAUGCGCUCUUCUGUCAAUCUGCUCGUCCCGCAGUGACUGUCCCGGACACUCUGAUUGUCGACAGGGCCAAUGUUUCUGCAUGGCUCCGAAUUUCGGACCAGAAUGCAAAAAUCCAUGCGAUCUAAUUUUCUGCGGUAACCACGCUACCUGCGAAUUGGAUGAUAACGACGGCACAAUGUGCGUUUGCUCACAUGGAUACACCGGCCACUCAAACUCAUUGGGAGGUUGUGUAGAUAUAGACGAAUGUCACGCCCAGGAAAAAGCGUGUGGUCCCGGCGCAGUUUGUCGAAAUCUUCCAGGAUCAUAUGAAUGCGUAUGCCCUCACGGCGCCUCAGGGGAUCCCUAUGCAGGCUGUCUGUACAAGGAGAACCAAGUCGUUCACGCGUGUUCACCCUCAAAGCCCCAAUCGUGCAGUUUAAACGAGGAAUGUGUUGCCAUCGAUGGUCGAAACGACUGCGUUUGCCGAAGGGGAUUCACGUUCGACGUGCAACUCGGACGUUGCAGAGAUAUUAAUGAAUGUACAGAGUUUCGCCAGCGCGAGCCAUGUGGACGCAACGCCUUCUGUCAGAAUCUUGAUGGCUCGUACCAAUGUCAAUGUCCUGCAGGCUAUAUUGGUGAUCCCUAUGAUUGCUGCCAUCCUGAGGCUCUCGAGUGUCGAAAGGACGAAGACUGCGUUGGCAAUACGGUGUGUCUCAAGACAUUCAGAAACGAGACUGGCCGAUGUGGUUGUCACCCACCAUUUCAGCGCGAAGGAGACUACUGUGUCUUGUUGGGUCAAAAUUGCACAACGUUAACUCCUUGCUUGGAAAACCACGAAUGCGUCUUUACCACUGCUACGACAGGUUAUUGUAUUUGCCCAAAAGGAUACACUCUCGAAGCCAACGGGAAAUGCCGAAAUAUUAAUGAAUGCACCGAGGUUCGAGGCUUCAACCCCUGCGGCCCUAACUCACAGUGUCGCGACCUCGUUGGAUCGUACCAGUGUCUUUGCGCACCUGGUUUUACCGGAAACCCAAAACAGGGCUGCAGCCCUAUCAAGAUGCGCUGUCGUGGCUCAAACGAUUGCUCGCCAAAUAAACAGUGCGUUGAGUCAACUUGCCAUUGUUUGCCACCGUUCGUCGCCGACGGGGACGUAUGUAAAGAUCCUUGCGACUGGAUGCAGUGUGGUCAGUUUGCGAUCUGUGCCGUGGACGCCCGUGGCCAGCCAACGUGUUCCUGUAAAGCGGGUUGUUCCGGUGAUCCGUAUACAGGGUGCGCGGAUGUGAAUGAGUGCACAGCGAACCUGCCAUUGGAUCCAAAUGGACCUUGCGGCUCCGGCGCUACAUGCAUCAAUCUCGUCGGAAGCUACAAGUGUGAGUGUCCGCCUGGAACUCAGGGCAACCCAGCAAUCGGUUGUGAAGGUCGGAGUGGUGACUGUCGCUCGGAUGCCGAUUGCCCUGCGACGGCUGUGUGUGACGUUAAAGGGGGCGUGUGCUACGAUCCUUGCCUCAUCUUCCAUUGUGGGCCGAACUCCAGCUGUGAACCUGAGGGACAUAAGGCAACUUGUUGGUGCUUACCUGGAUUCGAAGGCGAUCCAUACAACCAGGAAUCCGGCUGUCGUUCCCCGUGCGUUGAUGUUUGGUGUGGCGUCAACGCUCAGUGCAUUGUCAACUCGAGAAACAAGGGCGUUUGCAAGUGUCUGCCGGGAUAUAGGGGCAACCCGUGGGAGGGCGGAGAGUGCACACCUGACACCGAAUGCGGCGCAGGGAAACUCUGUCCCCAUCCUGGACAAGAAUGCCAUGAUGGUUGGUGCGUCGACCGUUGUGAGAAUGUCCGUUGUGGCCUCAAUGCUCGCUGUGACCGCGCCAAUGGACUUUGCUCGUGUCUACCAUAUUUCAUUGGCAACUCCGAGGUAAUGUGUGUCCCACCCGUGUUGCCGCCAAUCUGCUCGCCCCGAUGUGGAGCCGGAGCUCACUGCGUCUAUGGUGUACCGAAUUACUGUGUUUGCAACCCCACUCUCUCAGGAAAUCCUUAUUCUGGGUGCUCGGAGACUACUACGAAGCGCUGCUCCUCACGAUUUUGCGGCACAAACGCAAUUUGCUCAGAACUCGGUGUCCUUGACUGCAGGUGCCCCGCUGGACUGCAAGGUAACCCAUACACGGCUUGCACCGAUGUCAAUGAGUGCCUUGGCGGAUCCGUUAGCGUGUGCGGCACAGGAGCGAAGUGCGUGAACACGUUUGGUUCUUUCAAAUGCGUUUGUCCAGCUGGAUACAUUGGAAAUCCGUUAUUUGCGUGCACUGCAAUAGUCGCCUCUCCUCCUGGCAUUGGGGGCGUCCCCGGUUUGCCCAUCGGCGGUAUUUCUGGUCCGUCGUCGCCGCCACUGCCGCCGCCUACCGGCCAACGACCGCCAGUUCAACCAUCAACAAUUGACCAAACGCCACUGCCGCCGAUUCCGCCACUGCAAGGACGUCCGUCGUUACCUUCACCACCUUCGAUUCCGCAACUGCCACAAUUGCCUUCACCGCCUUUACCACAGCUUCCAUCGAUACCAGCGUUACCUGGAUUUCUUCCAGGCAGCGGUCCCCGUGGAGGUGGAGCAUCUCCAACGGGACCUCCUGCGGCAGCAGCACCACCCGUGGCUCAGACGCCCACUACAGAGACGCUCGCACAGGGAGCGCCUAUCGAUGACUGCGAAUCGCAUGAUCAGUGCGGCCACAACGAGCUUUGUGUUCGUCGACGAUGCAUCCGUCCAUGCGACAGUCGCCAGUGUGGCCAGAAUGCAUACUGUAUAGUUGAAGAUGACCAUGCCCUGUGCAAGUGUGAAAGCGGCUUCAUCGGGCGAUCCGAGGAUCAACAACUCAGAUGCUCUCCAGCCAAAGCAGCCAUCUGUGCGGAUGUGCAAUGCGGUCCAAAUGCUGCGUGCGAGGAACAUCAAAAGCGGCCAGUAUGUACGUGCAAGUCUGGUUUUGGUGGAGACGCAAACGAUCUUAUUCGGGGUUGUGCCGCCAAGGCCCAGGAUGAAUGCCAUCAGGACCCAGAUUGUCGUGAGGACCACGAAUGUAAACUGGGUCCAAAAGGUGUUAAACAAUGCCGCGAUGUCUGUGAAGACAAACUUUGCGGACCAAAUGCCAAUUGUCUUGGUGAAGUUCAUAAGGCUAUUUGUGAGUGUCUUCCUGGCUUCGUUUUUGACGGAACCGGAUGUCAUGUUCCAGAUGACUGUCAGGUAAAUGGAGACUGUCUUAUCCACGAAGUCUGCAAGCACCAGUCCGAAGGCAACAAAUGCGUCGACGUAUGCCUAUCGCAGCAGUGCGCGCCAAACGCUCGCUGUCAAGCUGUGAAUCACCGUGCCACAUGCGUCUGUCGAGAUGCAUUCUUUGGCAAUCCUAACGACGCAGGCCGAGGCUGUCAACCAAUCCUAGAUGACUUCGGCUGCCUUCACGACGCAGACUGUUCUGAAGCUGAACGCUGUCUCCCCAACGCUCAAGGCGUACGUGCGUGCGUGAGCACGUGUGCGAAAACACGCUGCGGCCCACAUGCACUUUGCAUCGGCCGAGAGCACCGACCCGAAUGUGUCUGUCGAGAAGGAUUUGCCGGAAAUCCCGCCGACUUUUCCAUUGGCUGUCAAGAAAUUCGACUAGACACGUGCAACACAAAUGCCGACUGCCUCCCAUUUCAGGCGUGUAAGGCCACACCAGUGGGUGUUCGCUGCUGUGUCGAUGUCUGCCUCGACCGUCGUUGUGGACCGAAUUCCAAUUGUUUUGCCGAGGCGCAUCAGGCCAACUGCGAAUGUCUUCCAGGAUUUGCGGGCAACCCAGCAGAUCAGAUUAGAGGCUGUCAACGACAUCUUUGUGAGAAUGACGGAAACUGUGGAGAGGCAGAUACUUGCGCCCUAACCAGAGUCGGCAUCCGGAACUGUACUGAUGUCUGCUUGGACAAACGCUGCGGGCCUAACUCCGAUUGUGUUGGCAUCGGCCAUCGCGCAUCGUGUGUUUGCCGACCAGGCUUCGAGGGAAUCGCCGACGAUAUACGUGAAGGAUGCCUCCCCUCUCCUAAAUGCCGCACCAACAGCGAUUGUCAGGGAGAUGAAAUCUGUGCGGUGGACGCAUCGGGAGUACGGGCUUGUCUUAUCGGUUGCGCAACCGUCCUCUGUGGCCACAACACCCAUUGCCGAACUGAAAAUCAUAUUACCGAGUGUCGGUGCCAUGACAACUUCGUCGGUGAUCCAUACAACCGUGAUACCGGAUGCACACCUCUUCCAGAACGGUGUUACACUGAUCAUGACUGUCCGUCGAUCGCAACCUGUAAACGGGGGCCUGACGGAAAAAAGGACUGUUUCGAUGCUUGUGACGGCUACCGUUGUGCCGAAGAAGCUGUUUGUACUACAAUCGACCACCGACCCACAUGCGAAUGUCGACCUGGGCUGGUUGGGGACCCAUUCGUUCGAGGAUGCAGAAUUCCAGACGAGUGCGAACGCGACACGGAUUGUGCCGAUGAUCUGAUUUGUCGUCCAGACCUUACGGGUUGCCGAAAGUGCGUUCCCAUUUGCGUGUACGAAAAAUGUGGCCCACAUGCAAUCUGCGUGGGUAUUCGUCAUAAGGCUCACUGCAGUUGCGAGCCUGGAUUUGAGGGUGAUCCCUAUAACCCCACUGUUGGCUGUAAGAUCCUAGCACCAGUUAUUGAGGGCUGCCAACUGGACGACGAUUGUACCCAAAGUGAGAUUUGUGUCCGUGGCCACAAGUGCGUUCCUGCAUGUGAUCGCCGUCAGUGCGGGCCUAACGCUGUCUGCCAUGCAUUCAACCACCGUGCCCAAUGCGCCUGCCUUGAAGGGUUUAAAGGAGAUCCCGACAACCCUAUAAAUGGUUGUCGUCGCAAGGACGAAUGCACAGCCGAUGAAGACUGUUACGCGAAGCACGACGUCUGCCGUGCGGACAACACCGGUGAACGUCGCUGUGUGCACGCUUGCAGAUACAACAAGUGCGGCUUUAAUACGCGCUGCGUCGCCGGGGAGCACAACUAUCAUUGCGAAUGCGUCGAAGGCCACGUCCGCGAUCCGGGUAAUCUGUUUGCGUGUGUUCCACGUGCUAUCGACGAAUGCAGGAACCACACCAUGUGCCCGAGCACCGCCCAGUGCAUUCCUAAUUCACUCGGGGUGUUUCGGUGUGCAGAGGUGUGUAUCAGCUUCAGCUGUACACCUGAUGCCGACUGCAUUCCCCUUAACCACAUGGGACGCUGCCGAUGUCGUGAAGGUUUCACUGGAGACCCGAACAGUCGCGAGGGAUGCCGAACGAUUCCCGAACCAGAGUGCAUCGCCCAUUCGGACUGUUCUCUACCUACCCAAGUGUGCCAAUUUGACGAGCAUUAUGGCGAACGACGAUGUCAGGACGGAUGUCGCUUUGUGAAAUGUGGACCACGAGCCAUCUGUGUAGUUGACAAUCAUCUUCCAAAGUGUGCCUGUCCUCACGGAAACUAUAUCGGUGACCCCUACGAUCAACGUGACGGCUGCCGCCAGGUCGAGUGUCUCAAAGACGAGGACUGCCAUCCAAAGAAAGCUUGCUUCCCUAACUUCUACUGCGAGGAUCCAUGCGUCGAUGGAUGCGGAAUAAACGCUGCCUGCGUAGCACAAAACCAUCAACGCAUCUGCCAUUGUCGACCCGGCUACACUGGUGACCCACUCGUCCGUUGCGAAGAAAUUCACUUCUGCGACUCGAACCCAUGUCACUUAUCCGGGAAGUGCGUUGACACACCCGGCGGCUAUGAAUGCGUUUGCCAAAACGGCUUUAUUGGCGACCCAUAUCGCCAGGGUUGCCGACACCCGAACUCAUGUCCAAACGGCAACGGUGACUGCCCUGGACAUUUGGCCUGCUUCCCCGACCAUAAAGGAUCCCCCAUGUGUCAAAACCCAUGCGACCACUUCUCUUGCGGACCGAACACACAGUGCCGCCCAGAUAACAAACACGGUGCCGUUUGUGAAUGCCUCUCCCACUUUCGGGGCGAUCCGGCUGCCGGCUGUGUGCGUGAGUCUUUCGGAUGUCUACACGAUGCUGACUGCGCAGGAGGAUACGUCUGUUUGGAUGCUCAAUGUCGAUUGGCUUGUAGUCGAGAGAAUGAUUGCGCUGUCGGUGAGAAAUGUGUCGGCUCCCGUUGCGUGCAUAUGUGCUAUUCGAACAAUGACUGUCCUCCUAAGGAGGCCUGCCUAUCUAACGGAUACUGCCAGAUUGGAUGUCGCACGAACGCCGACUGUCCCUCGGAAGAGACUUGUAGCCAGAACCGUUGCCAAAACCCGUGCCUUAUCAGAGGUCUAUGCGGACCUAAUGCCAUCUGUACCGUGCGAAACCAUGAGGCAUACUGUUCAUGUGCUGAUGGUUUAGUCGGCAACCCUACCCCACAAAUUGGUUGCACACGAGCUGUGCUCACUUGCACAGGACGCGGAAGAGGUGACUGUCCUAGCGGCUUGUCUUGCUUCGAGAAUCGCUGUCGAGCUACUUGCAGUGGUUGUAUCGUUGGCGAAGCCUGUGUUAGGGACUUCUGUAUGUCGUCGUGCGCGGGUGACAGUGAAUGUCCCGCGGGAGAACUUUGUAUCCAUGGUCACUGCCAGUUUGGCUGCCGAACAGACAACGACUGCCAAGUACAUCAGGUCUGCUCACUUAACACUUGUCAUUGUAAACCAGGAUUUAAGGAAACGCCAUAUGGGUGUGAAGAUAUCAACGAAUGCAUCGUGGACCAUCCUUGUCAUAAGAGUGCCAUUUGCCAUAACACCCUCGGCAGUUUUCUCUGUAAAUGUCCGGAAGGCUUCAUCGGAGAUGGUUUUACUGGAUGUUCAAACCCUGGCGAAUGCCCACGGGGCGACGUCGAUUGUCCUCAACACGCUGCCUGCGACCGAUCGGGUAUAACGCGUUGCAUCGAUCCCUGCGCUAACAACCCAUGCGGUCCUUAUGCUAUUUGCAGUGUCCUCAACCACCGUCGGCAGUGUCACUGCCCUAAAACAGGCCUGUUCACUGGCGACCCUUACGACAAAAAUCGAGGAUGUAUUGCUGUGGAUUGCCUUGCUGACACUGACUGCCACCUGUCCGAACAUUGCGUGAACUUCGUUUGUCAAAGUCCCUGCGAUAAUGUCAAUUGUGGUCCCCACGGUACCUGCGUCGUUCGAAAUCGUCAGUCUUCUUGCGAAUGUGAUCGCGGCUACGAGAACAAAGGCUUGCUGCAUUGUGUCGAUGUGGAUGAAUGCGCAGGACAUCCCUGCCAUUACACCGCUUUAUGCGACAAUACUUCAGGAGGCUACACCUGCCGUUGUCCCGCUCACCUGGUCGGAGAUCCGUUUGCAAAGCCUGGUCAGCCCGGCUGUCACGAUCCGAAUAUUUGUUUUAACGGAAACAGCGACUGCCCGUCGACGUCCGCCUGUCUUGACGUCAAGGGUACGCCCUACUGUAAAGACCCCUGUGAAGUGUCAAACCCUUGCGGCAGUAAUUCGAAAUGUACCUGCAUUAACCAUCAGCCGGUGUGCAGUUGUGCACCAGGUUUUACGGGUAACCCUAAAGUGCGCUGUGAGGUCGUUGAAUGCAUUGCUGAUGGCGACUGCCGUGACUCGGAGAUCUGCGCGCUUAACAAGUGUGUAGAUGCCUGCCGUAGCAAUGGAAACUGUGGUAUAAAUACGAUCUGCGAAUCGAAGCUGCACAGCGCGCUAUGUCGUUGCAAGGAUGGUUUCCGCGGAAAUCCUAGCAGUGGCUGUAUUAAGAACAUUCCGUGUGACUACGAUGACAACUGUCCGAUCGGUGAAUUCUGCUAUCGAGGCUUAUGCCGACUUUACUGUAAAGCGAACCGUGAGUGUGGCAGCAAUGAGAUCUGCGAGGACGGCCGUUGCCGUGAAGUGUGCCGCGCAAACAGCGAUUGUCCCGAAGGCUUUCGUUGCGUGCUCGGCAACUGCGAACCUGCUGACCGCUGCUUCCACGAUGGCGAAUGCGGUGAGCAACGAAUUUGCCGCUCUUCGCAUCGUGGUUAUGACGCUUGUAUUGAUCCGUGCGAGACCACCCUGUGCGGACGGAAUGCGGUCUGCAUCCCUAACAAGCACAGCGCCAUCUGCAAAUGCCUCGAGGGCUACGUUGGAGACCCGCUCGACGGUCGGGUUGGGUGCAAAAAGGCUGAAUGUUUCCACCACGAAGAUUGUCGCGAUGAUCAAAUUUGUCACGAGAACAAAUGUAUCGACCUCUGCGUGAUUCGCCAAGGUUGUGGGCCAAAUGCACACUGUAUCUCUAAGCAUCAUUCCGCUACAUGUACCUGUCGGGAAGGCUAUGAAGGUGAUCCGGUUAUCGGCUGUGUACUUAUUGACUUCUGUCGCAAAAGCAACCCCUGCCAUCGAACGGCCCUGUGCCGAAACCGAUUCGGUGGCGCUCAAUGCGAAUGUCCACCGGACCGACACAUUGGCAAUCCCAAUGGUCCACCCGGUUGUCGACACCCGAACGAGUGUCCUAACGGUGAUGUCGACUGCCCACCGACUGCCGCUUGCAUUCAUGACGGCUCAGUCCCAAUGUGCAAGUCACCCUGCAGUAUUGUGGGCACCUGUGGACCGGACGCCAUUUGUCGGGUUGACAAUCACAAAGCUAGCUGCUACUGCCCGCACGGAUUCACUGGCCAACCUUACGAUCGUGCAACGGGAUGUGUACGAAUCCCACCAUUUUGUGACGAUGAUACCUCAUGUCCUGCUCCCCUGGUCUGCGAGAAGCGCCGCUGUCGACCGCCUUGUUCUGGAAAGGACGAUUGUGCCACCCGGGAAAUUUGUGUUCAUGGUCACUGUAUCCAAGGCUGUCUUGAGGACCACGACUGUCUCGACAAGGAGAUUUGUCUGGAAAAGAACUGCGUAGUCGGUUGCCGAGCUGAUUCAGACUGCCGUUACGAUGAAACAUGUAUUUUGAACCAGUGCAAAAACCCCUGUGCUAACCCAACUGCCUGCGGAACGAACGCUGAAUGCCAAACAAUUCAGCACCGUGUCCAGUGUACUUGUCCGCCACGGUUCACCGGUGACGCAUUGGUAUCGUGCGUCCGAGUUUCGGUCGCUUGCCGUACCGCAGUUGAGUGCGGCGAUCAAUACAGUUGCGUGGCGACCCGCUGCCGCGUUGAUUGCUCUACUGACGCCGACUGUGCAUUUGGCGAACGUUGUUUUUCUAACAGUUGCUAUAUCCUUUGUCGAUCAGACUCUGAGUGUCACGAUGGCGAAAUCUGCGUCGGUAACCGUUGUCAGCUGGGUUGUCGUUCCAACGAGCAGUGCCCUGAUCAUUUGGCCUGCGUCAGCAACCAGUGCCGUGACCCGUGCGAAGGCCAGGCGACAUGCGGACCUAAUGCCGAAUGUCGCGUCGCCAAUCAUCGACCGGUUUGUUCCUGUCCUUCGCACUUCGUUGGCAGGCCACAUGCCAAUGUGGCCUGUGUGCGUCGUGCUAUCAUCUGUAGCGCAUCGCAAACUUGUGAACCUGGCAGUGUUUGCUUCCUAGGCUAUUGUCGGUUAACGUGCAGUACGAACCAGGAUUGCGCUCUAAACGAACGUUGCGUUGACAAUCGUUGCCACGUCCAGUGUCACCGUGACAAGGAAUGCUUUGACUGGGAGAUUUGUGAACAUAACUUCUGCAAAGUUGGGUGUCGCGCCGACACCGAUUGUCCUUCGCAUCUGGCCUGCAUUAAGAAUCAAUGCACUGAUCCUUGUGCUAGCCCAGCGGCCUGUGGUACUAACGCUGUUUGCGUCGUCCAUAACCACCGGCCACAGUGUUCGUGCCCCGCCGGACUUCGAGGUGAAGCCGAAAUUGAGUGCGUACGAACAGCUGUAGACUGCCGCACAAACGACGAAUGCGGAGUCGGCCAACGUUGUGAGUCUACCAUCUGCCGCGUCAGCUGCUCGAGUGAUAACGAAUGCUUCGAUAACGAACGUUGCGUCGAACGAUACUGCAGCUUGAUCUGUACUGCGGAUACCGUUUGUCCAAAGAAUCACAUCUGCGAGAAAGGACUCUGCUUCCUGGGCUGCCGAUCUGACUAUGAUUGUCCAUCCAGCGAACAGUGUUUGAACCGUCAAUGCGUCAAUCCCUGUGAGAGCCCUACAGCUUGCGGACCCCAUGCAAAAUGCCAGCCUACCAGCCAUCGCGCCUUGUGCAGCUGCCUGCCGGGCUUCACUGGCGACCCCCAAGUAGAAUGUAAUAAAGUUGAGUGCGUCAUCGAUUCGGAGUGUUCACUCGGCAAAAUCUGUCAGAACUACCGUUGCUAUGAGGGCUGUCGGUCGGAUGCGACGUGCAGAGAUGACCAAUCAUGCAUCAGUCGUCAGUGCCAAAAUCCAUGUACCUUCAUGGGCGCUUGUGGAGCCAAUGCUAUUUGUGUAACGAAGAACCAUCAGCUAACGUGUAGUUGCCCGCCGAAAACAAUCGGCGAUCCAUUUGUGGAAUGUAUCAACGAUCCUGAUGUUUGUACGCGAAGCAGUGAGUGCGGCCCGGAACGUUCCUGUGACAGCGGUCGUUGUGUUCUUAUUGUUGAGUGCCAUCGCGACCCAGACUGUCAGCUCGGUCAUAUCUGUGAAUCCCAUCGUUGUUUCGAGGGAUGUCGCAGUGACUCCAAUUGUCCGGUGAAUCAGGCGUGUCACAAUGGCCAGUGUCGCAACCCUUGCACGAUCCGUGGUGCGUGCGGGGUGCACGCCGAUUGUUUACCCGAACGUCAUCAGGCUCAUUGCUUCUGCCCGCCCGGCCUUACUGGGAAUCCACAAUUCGAAUGCAAGCGAUCGCAGGAUUGUCGUGUUAGUGAAGAAUGCCAACCUGGCUUUGUGUGCCUGCGAGGACAAUGCGCUCCUGCCGAAUUCUGCGCCUCUGAUAAUGAUUGCAAUCGUGGCGAGAUUUGCGAGAACACUCGCUGCAUCGUGGGCUGUCGUUCGAAUAGCGAUUGCGAUUUCUUCCUUGAGUGUCGUGAGCGCGUGUGCAAAGAUCCGUGCGUUACUGGCGCAUGUGGUAUUAAUGCGCGCUGUCAAGCUCUAGGACAUCAUGCUGAAUGUAGGUGCCCGCAGAACUAUGAAGGCGAUCCCCGUGUGCACUGCAAAGAGAUCCAAGUCGAGUGCCACACUGACAACGAUUGCGGUCUGGAGAAGUACUGCGUCAGCACGCGGUGCAUCUUCGGAUGCCGCGUCGAUGAGCACUGUCCAUUCGACAAGGCGUGUAUUCAAGGUCAAUGCAACAACCCAUGCAGCCAAAUUGGCGCCUGUGGUAUCAACGCACUGUGUCGUCCCCACCAUCAUCGUGCCGUCUGUACCUGCCCACACGACAAAGUUGGUGAUCCCCGCGUACAAUGCACAACAAAGAUUGUCGUCCACGAAAUUCGUACUGAAUGUUCAACGGACCAUCCGUGCACAGCUGGUUUCAUUUGUCGCAACCAUCACUGUAUCCCCGAUGGCUGCUCACACGAUUCCGCGUGCAAUCCCGGCGAAAUCUGCGAACGACGCAAAUGCAUCCCCGGUUGUCGACGCGAUUCGGACUGUACAUUCGACAAAGCCUGCAUUAACGCCCGCUGCAUCGAUCCAUGCAGCGUUCAGAACGCGUGCGGCAUCAAUGCUCAUUGUCGACCCGUCGUCCACCGACCUGUAUGCUCGUGUGUACCAGCCUUUGAAGGUAAUCCGUACGACCGCUGUAGUAAACCCGAGAUCCGUCUACCACCGCCAGAAUGUACUCGUGACCCUGACUGUACGCUUGGGAAGAUUUGUGAACUGCAGCAUUGUAUCGAAGGCUGCCGAAGCGAUGAUAACUGUCCGUUCGAUCGAGCCUGUUACAGCCGCAUCUGUCAAAAUCCGUGCCUUCAGCCACACGCCUGUGGUAAGGGUGCCAAAUGUUUGCCAGCUUCCCAUCGUCCUGUCUGUACGUGUUCAGCCGGACUCACUGGAGACCCCGCGUUCGAGUGCACAGUUCCAACUCAGGAAUUCUGCUUCCACGACGCCGAUUGUCCUCUGGGCCGCAUCUGCGAGAAGGGCUUCUGCGUCGACGCAUGCCGAACUGAUGAUGCUUGUCCAUUCGAUCAAGCCUGUAUCCGAAAUCGAUGUCAAAAUCCGUGCAGUUUCGAAUACGUUUGCGGUCUCAACGCUGACUGUAAGGCAGCCAACCAUAAAGCGGUUUGCCUGUGUACUCCCGGUCUUACUGGUAACCCACUUGAGCAGUGUGUCGAGGUACGGGAGGCUGGGUGUUACCACGAUCGAGAAUGCCCAUUCGGUCAAAUCUGUAUAACCAAGGAUUGCAUCGAAGGCUGCCGAACGGACGAUCACUGUUCGCCGCUGGAAGCUUGUUAUCGUGGAAAAUGCACUAACCUGUGCAAACUUCCAGGCACUUGCGGAACUGGCGCGACCUGCGUAAUGGAGGCUCAUCGACCUGUAUGCAGCUGUGAACCAGGUUAUAUCGGGGACCCGCGUUUCGAGUGCCGUCUCUCGCCGCCCGAGCAGCCGAAAGAGUGCGAAAUAGACUCUGAAUGUCAGCUACGCCACAUAUGCGAAUCGCAUAAAUGUGUCUUCGGAUGUCGUUCAGACCAGCGCUGUGGUCUUGAAGAGGCCUGCGUCAACGGUAUCUGCCAAAAUCCCUGUUCUGUAUUCGGCGCCUGCGGCCGUAACGCACUUUGCACACCUAUCAACCACCACGCUGACUGCACGUGUCUGCCCGGGCAUCGAGGCAAUCCUGCCGUUGUCUGUGUUAAAGACGAACCGAAGCCUGAGUGUACACGCGAUAUUGAGUGUCCACUCGGAUUCAUUUGCGACAACCAGCGCUGCAUUGAGGGCUGUCGCCAUGACAACAACUGCGCAAACGACCGUGCAUGCAUGAACGGCCAAUGUGAGCUCGUUUGCAGGUUGCCAAACGCGUGCGGUAUUAAUGCACUCUGCCAAGCCCGAAAUCACCAUGCCAUCUGCUCAUGCCUGCCAGGAUUCCAAGGCGACGCUCGCACAGAAUGCAAAGAGUUGCGGGAACCCGGACACUGCAUUCACGACAGUGACUGCGCUGUCGGCCUCAUCUGUGAAACUGCUGUCUGUGUGCCAGGCUGCCGCACCGACCAUCACUGCGGGUUCCUUCAAGCCUGUAUUCGUCAAACGUGCCAAGACCCUUGCAAACAAUACGGAGCCUGUGGUCUCAAUGCCGUAUGCCGAGCCUGGAACCACGACCGUAUUUGCAGCUGUCUGCCAGACCAUACCGGCGAUCCAAAACAGCACUGCGUCAAAGUUCUGCCCCCGCCACCCGAGUGUGUUCACGACACCGAAUGCCAUUACGGACGCAUUUGUGAGCUGAACAAAUGCAUCGUCGGGUGUCGUUCUGAUGUCAACUGUCCCAUUGACAAUCAGUGCCUCAAUCGUCAAUGUAAGAAUCCUUGUCUGCGUUCUGGAGUUUGCGGACGCAACGCUAUUUGCAACGCCGUACAGCAUCGGGAACUUUGCACUUGUGACCCUGGCUACACUGGCGACCCGGAGAUUGCGUGCGAAAAGGUUCCUGACGGAUUCUGCCGUCGUGAUGAGGAAUGUGGCUUUGGUGAGAUCUGUCACGCCUCGCGCUGUAUUCCGGGCUGCCGAAGUCAUAGUCAGUGUCCGUUCAACAAAGCUUGCAUCAACCGUCUCUGCCAGGAUCCUUGUCUCAUCGGAGGGGUAUGUGGCACGAACACGAAAUGCCACGCAGCCAAUCACGAAGCAAUCUGCAACUGCCUGCCCGGGUACACGGGCGAUCCGCUCACGCGAUGCGAGCUUGUACCCAAGCCAGAAUGCUACCACGACCUCGACUGCGGGGAAGGCUACGUUUGCGUAGAUGGAAGGUGCAAGGACAUCAAUGAAUGCCUACACGGCAGAGGCCCGUGCGGUCACGGCGCCAUAUGUAACAACUUACCCGGUAGCUACCAGUGCACCUGUCCAAGCGGUCUUAUCGGAGACCCAUACUAUGAGCGAUGUCGGCAAAGAGUUGAGGGCUGCACUCGUGACGACGAUUGCAAGAACUAUGAGGCCUGCGACCGAAUUACUGAACAAUGUUAUGACGUUUGUCACAAACCAGGCGUCUGCGGACGCGGUGCGGAAUGCCUAGGCCUCCACCACCGACCCGAGUGUACAUGUCCCAGUGGGCUGCGCGGAAACCCGCACGUUGAGUGCUCCGUUGCCAGAGGCUGCGUACAUCACCAUGAGUGCCCAGGAAAUCUGCAAUGCCUUGGCGAGUACUGUGGUUGUCCACGGCCAUUCCAGCAACGGGGCUUUUUCUGUAUUCUCACUUCGCACAAUUGCACCACCACCAAUCCAUGCUCCGAAAACCAGGAGUGUAUCUAUGACGGACCUGCACAUACCGGUUUCUGCGUUUGCCCGCGCGGCUUUGUUCUCAUGCCAAAUGGCGUUUGCCGAGACAUCAAUGAAUGUGACCAAGUGCCGUUUCCUUGCGCAACUGGUGCACAAUGCUAUAACAAAAUUGGAUCAUUUGAAUGUGUUUGCCCUACUGGGACAAGCGGAGAACCCUACCAGGCGGGCUGUGAGCCGCCGAAGGGUGAAUGCACGACAGAUCACGAUUGUUCAGACCACAAGACGUGCAAUGUAUCUAUUCUGAAAUGCUAUGACCCCUGCCUCGUACCUGAUGCCUGUGGCCACAACGCACGGUGCCGAGCGAUACAUCACAAGGCUCAGUGCGAAUGUCCUGCGGGUCAUACUGGUAAUCCGAAAAUCCAAUGUUAUAAACUUAUUGGAUGCCCACAUGAAUUCCAGUGUCCAGGAAACCUAUUGUGUCUUGAUGGUUACUGUGGUUGCCCCCCUGAUUUCAAGCAUCGACUUGACUACUGCUUCAGGACAAGCCACAACUGCACCACGACGAAUCCCUGCGAUCGGCAUAACGAAGAAUGUGUUUACGUCGGCCGCAAGGAUGGCUUCUGCGUUUGUCCCCGAGGCUUCCGCAUCACACCUAAUGAUGACUGUGUCGACAUCAAUGAAUGCGUGGAAAUCACACCGUGUGGCCAGGCUGCCGACUGUGUGAAUUUGCCCGGCAGCUAUGAAUGCGCCUGUCCACCUGAACACGAAGGAGACCCGUACAAGGGCGCUUGUUUGCGCAUCGAGCCACCAAAACCACGCUGUAUAACCGACGACGAUUGUCCGUUGCACGAGGCGUGUGACCGUUCGAUACCUGAUUGCCGCGAUCCAUGCUUGGACGCUCCAUGCGGUAUCGACGCCAGCUGCCGCGUCCAGAGUCAUCGACAUUCUUGCACAUGCCCACCCGGUUACACCGGUGAUCCGCUCGUGCGCUGUGUGAAGAUUGAGAUCUGCGGCAUCGACUACAAUUGUCCCGGAAACCUAAUCUGUCUCGACGAUCACACCUGCGGCUGUCCCCCAAAUCUGGAACGACGUGGCGACUUCUGUAUCGCGGAAUCGCGUAACUGCACUACCACAAAUCCCUGUCAAAAAAACGAAGAUUGCAUUUAUGUCGGCCCAAAGGAUGGCUUCUGCGUGUGUCCUCGUGGAUUCAGACACAAUCCAGAUCUCACCUGUACUGACAUCAACGAGUGUAUCGAACUGGCUGACCCGUGUGCGCGCAAUGCACUCUGCAUAAACACCCAGGGUGGUUACGAAUGCAACUGCCCUCCCGGCACAGUCGGUGACCCCUACAUUCGCGGAUGUGAAAAACUCGAAGAAGGCUGCAAGAGUAAUGAGGACUGCCCGAACGACAAAAUUUGCGACAAUGGCACCAAACAAUGUAUUUCGCCAUGCUUCAUCUGCGGCCCAUCGGCUAUCUGCACAGUCACCAAUCAUGUCGCACUAUGCACAUGUCCAUCGGAGCUCAUUGGUGAUCCCUACGAUAAGGUCCACGGAUGCUAUGUUCCACCACCACCUAAAACUGAACCACCCAUUCAGGAUACCCCACCAGGAGGUUUGGAUGUUAUGUGUCUCGCUGACGGAGUCCAAGUGCUCAUAUCGCUAGACAACUUCAAUGGCGUAGUCUAUGUAAAGGGCCACAGCCAGGACGAAAACUGUCGUCGAAUUAUUGCCAAUAGCAACUCCCGUGAGACCAUUGAUUUCAAAGUUCUUUUCAACACCUGCGGGCUUGUGCACAUCAAUGGCGAAGCGUCGUUCGUCCUCGUUAUUCAGAAACAUCCGAAACUCGUCACGUAUCGCGCCCGUGCUUACCACAUCAAAUGCGUAUACAAUACUGGAGAGCGCACAGUGACCCUUGGAUUUAACGUUAGCAUGAUUACGACGUCCGGAACUAUCGCCAACACCGGCCCACCACCUACCUGCCAGAUGCAGAUUUGCACAAUCGAUGGCAAGGAAGUAUCUCAGGCCGAGAUCGGAGACGAUCUUUUGCUCAAAGUUACCGUUCAACCCUAUGAAAUCUACGGAGGUUUCGCUCGCGGCUGUAUCGCCAAAACUAUGGAGGACGACGAGGAAGUCCAGUACGAGGUAACCGACAACAACGGCUGUGCGACCGACACCUCGAUCUUCGACAAUUGGAGUUACGAGCCCGAAAGCAAAGUUCUCAUGGCACGGUUCAACGCUUUCAAAUUUCCAUCAUCAAACAAUCUUCGAUUCCAAUGCAGCAUUAGAGUAUGCUUCGGUUCCUGCCCGCCUGUUCAUUGCCAGGGCGUUGACGCUUUCGGCCGUCGUCGCCGACGUCGUCGCCAAGUUGGAGUGGCUGGAGGAUCAGACCUCAACCCCGGAUCAAUCGGGUUUCAGGAGGGCCAGCUUCGUGAAGAAAUCCAGGUGCAAUCAAAUGCCAUCUUGACGUUCGAAAAGAAGGAGAAUCAGAUUGGUCCACUGCAGGAACUCAACGAGAGUCCGGCCAUCGAAGAGAUUGAUACAGUGUGCUUGCCGAAACUUGGCCUUAUAAUUUCGCUUAUUAUCACUACACUGCUGGCACUCGUAGCCGUCGCAGUAGCCAUCUCGUGUUGGCUAAUGGCUUACAGGAGGCGGGCCCGCGCCCCUGGGCCACUACCUCACCCGGCCGAGUUCCCCAACCCAUUGUACACGACCCCAGAACCAACCAUAGCUGAGCCUGCACCAGACUACUACCAGUCGCCGCCUUCGAGGCUUAGUGUUAACUCCCGCAUUCGCUAAGCCUUUGCUUGUUUUGCUGCGAACUUAGCCUCCCCAUAAAGAUACACACUACACCAAACAUAGAUAUGUAGGCGUCACCUCUGACGAGUCUGCCAGGAUGAUACACGCAACAAAAGGGCAAGGCAAGCAGAAGAACUUAACAACACACGAAAGCAAACUGUUAUUUUGUCGGUGGGCGUGAAAUCGGUACUGGAAGUUACCAAGCAGAAAAUGAUGCGUUGCAUGAAUAGACUACUGCCAGAUA
This is a messenger RNA of Varroa destructor (honeybee mite), 21894 nucleotides long. RefSeq lists its product as uncharacterized. The record is from RefSeq and is a predicted model, not a curated record. Lineage: Eukaryota; Metazoa; Arthropoda; Arachnida; Mesostigmata; Varroidae. Gene Ontology annotation, molecular function: calcium ion binding.